Necator americanus (New World hookworm) is the source of this 1044-nucleotide messenger RNA. RefSeq lists its product as uncharacterized. NCBI's taxonomy places the organism in Eukaryota, Metazoa, Nematoda, Chromadorea, Rhabditida, Ancylostomatidae. The transcript has 9 exons. The record is from RefSeq and is a predicted model, not a curated record. The coding region runs from base 1 to 1044 and encodes 347 amino acids.
AUGGGUAUUGCCGAAGCAAUCGUUACCCUACUGGAAGUCCUUCCUUGGCAUUUGCCACGUGACACACAGUUGCACGGACGCAUCGACCCAACCGCCGUCCAUCGGACGAUCUCUAGCAUGCGUGACGCCAGAAAUCCUCCGUUAAAGAAGGAUGUGCUGUAUUUCUUCUUACUAAAUGUGUCGUCCGGUUUUAUGCUUUCGGCAGCACACAAUGUACUGUAUUUUGUGCUGGAUAUCAAGACUCCCGUAAUCCACUUCCUCCAUCACUUCUUCACGUUUUCGUUUAUGAUGCUGCUGUACGCGCUUGGAUGCAUACCGAAAGGAUCACUGUCGAUAGAGGAGUUCAAAAUUCCCGUAUUUGCCAAGUUCUGCGAGACGCUCUUGUCAUCACUAGUGCACUCACAACAUAGACAUGGUGAGCUGUACUUAGUCAGAAUCUUUGAUUUCGUCUUUACUUUUACAAUCCUUGUUCUCGGAAAGAAGUUGGUUCCUUCAAGGGCGCACGGGAACCCACGACCUAACCUUAUGAUCCCUUUGGCCCUAGCAGCUUCUCUUUCGUGGCUAGAAUUCGGCCAACUCGAGUUUUCCACUACGUCUUUCAUGUGUGCUCCCCCACUGGCGAUUGCUAGAGCAUUUUCACUUCUGACUAUGCAACAGGCAUAUGUUCGACUCAGUGAGGGUACCACAGCAGCACACCUGGAGCAGUUCUGUCUAUACUACACAGGUUUUACUAGUGUAGCAUUGUUCCUGCCAGCGUUGAUUUCUUAUUCGACGUCGCAUGUGGAAGUGGAUGCAAGCUGGGAGUCCAUAGAUUAUACUUUGAUGGGCCUAUCGUUCCUCUUUAUGUCGUGUAAUCUAUAUUCGGAUCUCUGGCUUGGACUGCAACUGAAUGCACGCGCCUACGCAACAUUGGAUCACACCAAAUAUCUAGGAGCAUCGAUCGGCCAAUGGAUCGUUCAAAAUAUGGCACAUCCCAAUGUGAUCGCAUUCGGAGGGAAAGUGCUCACUAUAGCAUGCCUGUUCAGGAUUUCUGCACGAUCCUAA